Adelges cooleyi (spruce gall adelgid) is the source of this 474-nucleotide messenger RNA. Its product is annotated as cuticle protein-like. Gene Ontology annotation, cellular component: extracellular matrix. The record is from RefSeq and is a predicted model, not a curated record. Lineage: Eukaryota; Metazoa; Arthropoda; Insecta; Hemiptera; Adelgidae. The transcript is spliced from 2 exons. The coding region runs from base 1 to 474 and encodes 157 amino acids.
AUGAAAAAGAUUGCCGCAUUACUAUUAGCCGGCGUUUGCUUGUCCGUGGCCAGACCAGAAGGCAUCUAUAAUUAUGCGUACGGUGUAAACGACCCGAACACUGGCGACCAAAAGGAUCAGCAAGAAACGAAAAUCGGCGAAGCCGUCAAAGGAUUUUACCGCGUGCUGGACGCAGACGGUCAGAUGCGCAUCGUCAACUACUUGAGCGACCUAAACGGAUUCCAAGCCAAUGUCGUACGGUCGCCGGUAACCACGGGAGGUCACGGUUUGCCCGUCCUGGAGAAAUCCGCUCAAAUCGUCGACAGCUUGCCAAACCUGGCCACCGGUUUGCACGGCUCCGGUAUUGCAGGCAUCCCGGUAUCCAGAAUGGUCAAGUUCAACGGUCCCCUCGUCAGCCAGGUCCUAUCCCCUUCGGCGGAGAUGCCCUUGGGAUAUUCGUACGUCCAGGAACACCCGGUCUUGAAGAAAUGGUAA